Momordica charantia (bitter melon) is the source of this 2406-nucleotide messenger RNA. RefSeq names its product hydroxy methylglutaryl CoA reductase 1 (gene HMG1). Gene Ontology annotation, biological process: isoprenoid biosynthetic process; coenzyme A metabolic process; sterol biosynthetic process. Gene Ontology annotation, molecular function: hydroxymethylglutaryl-CoA reductase (NADPH) activity; protein binding. The record is from RefSeq and is a predicted model, not a curated record. Gene Ontology annotation, cellular component: endoplasmic reticulum membrane; peroxisomal membrane. NCBI's taxonomy places the organism in Eukaryota, Viridiplantae, Streptophyta, Magnoliopsida, Cucurbitales, Cucurbitaceae.
UUAAAAUUCUCUCCCUCCCAAUAUUUCUGUCUGCCUUCCAGCCAAAUCACCGGCCGAGACUCUUCUCUUCGUCCAUUAUUAUUCUCUUUUCUCGCCGGAGUAAGAGUGCCCAAUGGAUCGGCGGCGUCCCCUCCGACCACCGCGUCCCACCGCCGUGCAUGGCGGCGCUACUCGUACGUUCAAUCGAAACCAACAAAACGCCCAUCAACGCUCGAAAGCCCCACCGCCAUCGCCAUCGCCGUCGCCGAAAGCUUCCGAUGCCCUCCCGCUUCCUCUGUAUCUCACCAACACAAUCUUCUUCACUCUGUUCUUCUCCGUCGCUUAUUAUCUUCUCCAUCGAUGGCGCGAUAAGAUCCGAAACUCUACGCCUCUUCACGUCGUCACGCUCUCCGAGAUCGCCGCCAUUGUUUCUCUCAUGGCUUCCUUCAUCUAUCUACUUGGCUUCUUCGGCAUCGACUUUGUGCAAUCUUUCAUAGCGCGUUCCUCUCACGAUGCGUGGGAUCUCGACGACGAAAUUGAUCAGACGCUUCUCAUUGACAACAAUCGAUAUGCUCCUCCUCCUCCUUGUGCCUCUGCCAUCACUUUGCCGCCCAAAUUGGCCGUCGCCGAGCCGUUGGAUUUAGCGCCUCUGCCGGAAGAGGACGAGGAAAUUGUUAAGAUGGUUGUCGAUGGUUCUAUCCCGUCGUAUUCUCUGGAAUCGAAACUUGGGGAUCCUAAGAGGGCGGCCUCCAUUCGCCGUGAGGCACUCCAGAGGAUGACGGGAAGGUCCAUCUAUGGGCUGCCUUUUGAAGGAUUUGAUUAUGAGUCUAUUCUAGGGCAGUGCUGCGAAAUGCCGGUUGGAUAUGUGCAGAUUCCGGUGGGAAUCGCGGGUCCUUUGCUGCUCGAUGGAUUCGAGUACUCGGUGCCGAUGGCGACGACGGAGGGUUGCUUGGUGGCGAGUACCAACAGAGGCUGCAAAGCGAUCUAUGCGUCUGGUGGAGCUUCCAGCAUGUUGCUGAAGGAUGGGAUGACCAGAGCGCCGGUUGUAAGGUUUGGCAGCGCAAAAAGGGCAUCGGAGUUGAAGUUUUUCUUGGAAGAUCCACACCAUUUCGAUACCUUGGCCGUCGUUUUCAAUAGGUCUAGUAGAUUUGCUCGGCUCCAAAGUAUUCGCUGCUCUAUUGCUGGGAAGAAUCUUUACAUAAGAUUUUGUUGCAGCACAGGCGAUGCCAUGGGGAUGAAUAUGGUGUCUAAGGGGGUUCAGAAUGUGCUUGAUUUUCUUCAACAUGAUUUCUCAGACAUGGAAGUCAUUGGUAUCUCUGGAAACUUCUGUGCUGACAAGAAACCUGCUGCUGUAAAUUGGAUCGAAGGACGAGGAAAGUCUGUGGUUUGUGAGGCAGUAAUAAAGGAUGAGGUGGUCAGGAAGGUGUUGAAAACCAGCGUUGCAAGUCUAGUGGAGCUCAACAUGCUUAAGAAUCUAGCUGGAUCAGCAAUGGCUGGCGCUCUUGGCGGAUUUAAUGCUCAUUCCAGCAAUAUUGUGUCUGCAAUUUUCUUAGCAACUGGCCAAGAUCCAGCACAAAAUGUUGAGAGUUCUCAAUGCAUCACAAUGAUGGAACCUGCAAACAACGGAAGAGAUUUGCACAUCUCUGUCACAAUGCCUUCCAUUGAGGUUGGUACCGUUGGCGGUGGAACCCAACUUGCAUCUCAAUCCGCAUGCUUGAAUCUUCUUGGGGUGAAAGGUGCUAGCAAAGAGUCUCCGGGAUCGAACUCAAGGCUUUUAGCCACCAUCGUGGCUGGCUCUGUUCUUGCAGGUGAGCUAUCUCUCAUGUCUGCUAUAGCAGCUGGGCAACUGGUCAAAAGUCACAUGAAAUACAAUAGAUCUAGCAGAGACGUAACAAAACUUGAAUCUUGAAAGGAAAUAGUCAAGAAGUGGUGCGAUCACAGAGAGUAAUGAGAGGGGGAAAAAUAAAUUGAUACUUUUUGGUGAAGUACUUGCAAAGAAAAAGUAUGGGUGGUGGUUGGUUUGCAUGUGAUAAAACACAAAACAAAUGCUGGCCUGGCUGGAAAGGUCCCCAUUGAGGGAAGACAUGUAACAUGGUUGGAUAAAACUGGAUUCUGUCCCUUCAUACAAACUGUUGUGGUGGUCCUGGAAGAUAAUUCGGUGUGUUGUCUGUCUGUUUCUUUUAGUUUUGGCUGACUUUUGAGAAAUUUGAUGAUUUUUUCUUCUGUCGUUUUCUGUUGGUAGAUUUAUAGGCGAUGGUGGGGGGAUAAGGAGGGGGACGGGGUCAGUCUAUGUAUCAUAAUUAUGUUUCUUGUACGUAUUUGUUUGCUUUAAGUUAUGUUGGUGGUUGUAACUUUGUUAUGCUGUAAAAACUUUGACGACUUGAUUAUGAUUCUGGUUCUGAAAUUACUCUACUUUUUAAUUCUUUA